Molecule: messenger RNA, 1065 nt
Organism: Didymodactylos carnosus
Lineage: Eukaryota; Metazoa; Rotifera; Eurotatoria; Philodinida; Philodinidae
Source: the annotation of a GenBank genome assembly
AUGUGGAUCGAUUCCGAUCCCAAUGUUUUCGGAAGCACUGUUCUGUUUCAAAACGAAGGAUGGAAAAUAUCAUGUUUCAAUGAAACAGCAGAUGCAAUAAAUGCUCUGCAGAUGCAAAAAAUAUCUCCGACCGCUGUGAAAUGUAUCAUUACGAGUAUGAUGGAGCGAGGUGGUCGCAAAGAGCGAGGUUUGCGAAAUGGACUAGAAAUGCUAGAUGAUAUAAAAUUAAUCUGGCGGUUAGCUAAUGAAUCAUAUUGUCCGCUUAUCGCAGUUAUCAGUUUGACAGCUGACCUACAGCAGUGCAAAGAACAUGGUGUGGAACUUGUAGUAAUGGGCGACAGGUACAAAUUACAACGAGAGAUAAUAAGUCGUUUGAAAUCGAGUACAAAUGCAUAUUAUCGCGGAACAUGGCGUGAACCAUCACUGCUACCUUGUCAAAAUUUACGUAACAUUGCUCACGACUUUUUGGAAACACUUCAUUUAGAUAAAAGUUUUCUCGAUCCAUUUGCUGAUCGCUGCUUUUGCGCAGCGUGUGAACCCCAACGAAUUUGGACGCGAUCCGGAGAAAAGUAUGCUCUACCAAUCGGUUAUUAUCGUUAUGGUAUAGCAAUACGACGUGAUUUCGAUGAUAAGCGGGUGAAUAUCGAAAAUUGGCCGGUAGCUUACCAUGGAACAAAAGUGAACUGCGUGGUAUCAAUCAUACGCCAUCGACGUAUAAUGUUUCCUGGUGAUAUCCUUGAUGAUGGAACAAAACUAGUGCAGAGACUCGGACAGAUCCACGCACGAGCCGUUGCGCCUGAAGGCGGUUCAGUCAUCUAUAUAUCGCCAACGAUCAGAUAUUCACAGCAUGAGAUUUAUGCACCUUCGAUUCCAUUCAAGUCUUAUUAUGUUAAACUUGUACUUCAAUGUAGAGUAAAACCAAAUAGUUUCGGUAAAUUUCCAGAAACGCUUGCAGCUGGAAGUACAGAAUUCGAUCCAGAAUUUAAGAAUAACGAAAUAGAAUGGGUUACAGCAGAUAGACAAGCUGUUGUCCCCUAUGGUCUACUAAUUGGCGUUUCGAAGUAA